Molecule: messenger RNA, 3630 nt
Organism: Neofelis nebulosa (Clouded leopard)
Lineage: Eukaryota; Metazoa; Chordata; Mammalia; Carnivora; Felidae
Gene: PISD
Product: phosphatidylserine decarboxylase
Exons: 8
Coding region: 1444-2568 (374 amino acids)
Biological process (GO): phosphatidylethanolamine biosynthetic process
Cellular component (GO): mitochondrion
Molecular function (GO): phosphatidylserine decarboxylase activity
Source: RefSeq, a predicted model, not a curated record
AGGUAGCUGGAGGUGGCUUUCUGUUCAGUCCCAGGAAGCUGGCCCUGCGUGAGGUCAGCCACACAUUGAAGCCUGGGACUGCCCAGUUUGGAGUGAGGAGGAAGAAUGGCCCCCAGGCCCCGGAGGUGUCGCCGGGAAAUCCCGUGACCGGGCGGGGCUGGUUCCCUGGCCACAGCCCCUCCUCUUAAAGGGGCCCUGGGCCCGGUGGCUGGGUCUGGCCCGAGGGCGGAGCGUGACUGCUUCUGGUGUCCGCCCUCCUUCCCCGCCCUGGGUGGUCCGAGUGGCCAGAGCCGAGCCCCCGCCUGCCUGCCGGGGCUUCCUCUCCGAGUGGCGCCUCCUUGGGCGUCAGCGCCUGACACCCAGCGAGACCGGACUACCUGCUGGUGUGACCAGUGCCUGUCUUCACGAUAGCCCCAACCUCUAAGCUGCGCCCAGUGAGCCACAGGACCCAACUGAGCUGGGAAGCGGCCCACCAGCCACCAGCUGACCUCUGCUGGGUCAGCUUUCUGCCUUGGGAGCUUCUCCCAGGGCCUGCAUCUCUGCGUCUAAAGAUGGUGGCAAGUGCCUGUCCUCUGUAGCCUGCAGUUGGGAUUGGAGGCCAGGCUGGUUGGGUCCUUGACUAUCCCUGGGCUCAGACAGCAAUGACUGGAAUGUUUGCUCUCCUUUCCUAUUAUCUGUGAGGGCCUGUGGGCGUGUCCUCCCAGAUCACCAGGCAGGGCCAGAGUGCUGUCCACAGCAAAGAUCGGAGUGAGGGGCUGGUUUGGGCUUCAGUCCUGGUUGGUUUUCCCUCAGAUCACGUCAUGUGUGUGCUAAUCUGCUGAGGAGGCCUUGGUGGGGGGGGGGGGGUCUGUGCCGGGAUGGGAGGCUCUGACGCCUGGCUGUGGGGGGCUGGUGAGAGAGCUGGAGCAGGUCAGGUUUCCAGCGUCUGACCCCCACCCACCGUGUCUCUCUUGUCUUCCCGCUCCCUCAUUCCUCAGAUGCUAUUUUGUCACCUGAAUGGAAAAUGGGUCAGGUCCUGGUGAGGGAGGGGCCGCCCGAGCUGCAGACAGGCCGACGCUGGGUGCCCGCCUGGAGCACAGGGCUCAGAUUCCAAGCUUGUGCUUCUUGUGCCCACAGGCGUCUGGUCCCUUCUCUGGCAUUAGCUCUUUGCGCUGGAGGGGGCAGGUGGCCCAGCCUGGGGGCAGAGUGGGUGGAGGGCAGGGGCUUGUGUCCGAGGCCUCAGGCCCUCACUGCUUCCCAAGCAGGUGUGACCAGUGCCUGUCUUCACGAUAGCCCCAACCUCUAAGCUGCGCCCAGUGAGCCACAGGACCCAUCUGAGCUGGGAAGCGGCCCACCAGCCACGAGGCGGCCAGCCCAAGGAGUGGUGACAGCGCAGGAGCUCCUGGCUGGGGGGAAGGGAGGAAGGAGGAGAAACAAAGGCGAGUGUGCCUGGCGCCGCCCACCAUGUGUCAGUCAGAGGCUCGGCGAGGACCGGAGCUCCGAGCAGCGAAAUGGUUGCACUUCCCCCAGCUGGCACUGAGGCGGAGGCUGGGACAGUUGAGCUGUAUGUCCAGACCUGCCCUGAAACUGCGCUCCUGGCCCCUGACGGUCCUCUACUACCUCCUGCCCUUCGGUGCCCUCAGACCGCUCAGCCGGGUGGGAUGGAGGCCCGUGAGCAGGGUGGCCCUGUACAAGUCGGUGCCGACGCGCCUGCUGUCGCGGGCCUGGGGCCGCCUCAACCAGGUGGAGCUGCCGCACUGGCUGCGCAGGCCUGUGUACAGCCUGUAUAUCUGGACCUUCGGGGUAAACAUGAAGGAGGCCGCCGUGGAGGACCUGCACCACUACCGCAACCUCAGCGAGUUCUUCCGGCGCAAGCUGAAGCCGCAGGCCCGGCCCGUGUGUGGCCUGCACAGCGUGAUCAGCCCAUCAGAUGGGAAGAUCCUGAACUUUGGGCAGGUGAAGAACUGCGAAGUGGAGCAGGUGAAGGGGGUCACCUACUCGCUGGAGUCGUUCCUGGGUCCACGCAUCUCCACAGAGGACCUGCCCUUCCCGCCAGCUACCCCCUGCGGCUCCUUCAGGAACCAGCUGGUCACUCGAGAAGGCAAUGAGCUCUACCACUGUGUCAUCUACCUGGCCCCCGGCGACUACCACUGCUUCCAUUCUCCCACUGACUGGACCGUUUCCCACCGGCGCCACUUCCCAGGCUCCCUGAUGUCCGUGAACCCCGGCAUGGCCCGCUGGAUCAAAGAGCUCUUUUGCCACAAUGAACGGGUGGUCCUCACUGGGGACUGGAAACACGGCUUCUUCUCGCUGACGGCCGUGGGGGCCACCAAUGUGGGCUCUAUACGCAUCUACUUUGACCGGGACCUGCACACAAAUAGCCCGCGCUACAGCAAGGGUUCCUACAAUGACUUCAGCUUCGUGACGCAUGCCAACAAGGAGGGCAUCCCCAUGCGCAAGGGAGAGCACCUGGGCGAGUUCAACCUGGGCUCUACCAUCGUGCUCAUCUUCGAGGCCCCCAAGGACUUCAACUUUAAGCUGAAAGCUGGACAGAAGAUUCGGUUUGGGGAGGCUCUGGGCUCCCUCUAGAGCCUCUCUCCUGGUGGUGGCUAGCGUGGGUGCUUUUUCAAACAGAAACAGGAGGGUCUUUUAGAGGGGAGCCUCCGCGGCUGGUCAGGGAGGGGUCUCAGGGCUGUGGAGUCUGACCAGGCAGGACCUGGGUGACUAGUUUCUGCUGUCCCUGAGAUGUAGAUGAGGUCAGAGCCCCUGUUGACCCUGGACCUAUGUGGUCCCCUCUUCCCACUCUAAAGAGAAAGAACAUGUAGGCCAAGAUAAUCUCAAAUUCCCUUUUGGAGAUUUUUUUAAUCUGUAUAAACUGGAGAACCUAUGUCUCCUGGCUGGGUGUUCAGUUGGUCUUGAUUUCUGUUGUAAGACAGAACUGGUUAUGUAUCCUCCGCACUGCUUUUUGGCCUCCCCUUCCGCCUUUCCUGCACUGACUGGGCUGUGCUGCCCCCAGAGCAGGGCCAUGUGGCCUUUAACACAACUGCUUUCUGUUCCCAAUUCAUCCCACCCUGCUUGUUUGGGAAAAGCUGUCUCUCUGCACUUGUGGCUGAACGCAUCAUCCUGGACUCCGCCAGCGUCUUCUGAGGGGGUCUAAUGGCAUGGCGCUUUGCAGGUCCCAUUGAGUGACCUUCCGGAGCUGGCAAGUCCUCUUUCCAGUAAGCAAGACCAGUUACUGAAUCCCCUGAACGGUGUCCAAAGUGAAUGGACAGGCAGGCAGGGGUGACCUAUGGGGGCCAGGGGAGAGCUUGUCCCCCACUCAUAUCCAGACCCACAUAAAACAUGGUAAGUUGCUGCUGUUGAUUCAGGGGCUUGUGUUGGAAGCAGAGGAGGAGCCUUGGUGUAUUGGGAGGGGGCGGGUCUGUGCCUACCACACCUGUCCCCAGGUAACAGGUACACAAUCCUUAGGGAGCCACCGACAGUGGGACCAGGGUUCAGGUUUCCUGGGGACGCUGUGAAUUUCUCCUGCAGGAGAAGCCAUUUGAACUCUUUCAACUGUAUCAGUAGCACAGUAUUUUUGUAUGAAAAGUGGGAGACUUCUGAACAGUAAUUCAUUUAAUUGCGACAUUUUGAAAUAAAAAAUAAAACUCA